Xyrichtys novacula (pearly razorfish) is the source of this 8488-nucleotide messenger RNA. NCBI's taxonomy places the organism in Eukaryota, Metazoa, Chordata, Actinopteri, Labriformes, Labridae. The record is from the annotation of a GenBank genome assembly.
GGGUUCACUCAGUGACACAGGAAGCAGUUCACAGCGUUUGUUUUCGUGACAUAAUGAAGUUAAAACACGGGAGACCACCGCUUGAGAGUGGACAGGGGGCUAAAGGACAGCGCUCGUCCGUGAAUGUAUCAAACUAAAAUGGCAUAUAGAGGCUAAAAGAUGUUGUUUAAAAGGAUUUGCAGACUGCUUCCUUAUCCCUCUGUGUCAGUGUCUCUGGCUCUACCUAGGUGAGUCAAAAAUACCCUCAAAUUGCAAUGACCUUUUCUUUAUAUACUUCAUUCGUGUUCAUUCAAAUGUCAUGUAAAGUCUUUAAAAUCAUGUAUUUAUUCGUUGAAAGUCUUGUGGCACAGUCCGCUGUCAUUUACCUGUUAUUGUGAGCCUAGUUCAUGUGAGGAUCACCAUGACUAUUGUGAAAACCCUUUCUGGGAUUUACACACCAUUGUUGUAAUUCAUAAUGACACAGCAUUGGCUUUCUCUUGACACCUCCCAUUGGCCGUCUGUCGGACACACACGCCUGCCCCGCGAGCUUCCUGGUUAUGGCAAUAUUAAUCCGGCUAACUCGGACGCAAUCCUCCUUUUGCUUCAUCUUCAGGAAGCAACUUUUCUCGUCUUUUCGCAGCAGCAGCAGACACGCACUCAUCCGCAGAAGCAUGGCCUCAGACCCGACGGCGACCGAGACCACCCGCUUUGACUUCUUGGUGAUCGGCGGCGGGUCUGGAGGUCUGGCCGGGGCUCGGAGGGCGUCGGAGCUCGGUGCAUCCACGGCCGUCAUCGAGAGUCACAAACUCGGAGGUACCUGCGUGAGUAAAAAUACAACCAAACACUGCUAUCCUUCUCCGACCUCUGUCACUGUGCCUCUGUGGCCUCUGCAGCUUUAACACGCAUGUCGGUUGCCAGGUUCACUGCGAAACCUCCGGACUCCUUUUGUCGAAGUUUUUUUGUUGUGAACGACAAACAUUGUGUGACUUUUGAAGCGUCUGUACUGAUAAGCUUUCCCCUAACCAUGAUAGACUGAAACUUUACAAAGUGAGGACACAACCAAAAGUAGGUUAACUCUUUUUACUCAUGAUGUUUUGUAAGUUUAGUCUUCAUGCUUGUCAAAAUUCUUAGUUUUGGUUCCUUUUUUAUAAGGUUAGUUUUUUACUACAAGGUAUUUGCAAGUGAUAAGAUCAAAGAGGGACAGACAAAGCAGUAUUCAAUAAAAAAGGUGAAAUUCACAUUAUUUAUGAAAAUAAAUCUACUAAAGGCUUAACCUCAUAUCAUUUAUGAAAUCCAAGAUAAACUACUACCACCUACAAAAGUCAUGAUGAAAAAGUGUCUUCAGGUGUACUGGUGUUAUAUGUGUGAUAUAACUAACUAAUACAGUCAACUAAAUACACUGUACCUAAAAUUAUACUUUAUCUUAGAUUUUACUGAUGAUGUUUUGUAAGUGUAGUCUUUAUGCUUUUCAAAAUUCUUAGUUUUGGUUCCUGUUUUACAAGGUUAGUUUUUUGACUACAAGGUAUUUGUAAGAGGGUCAGACAAAGCAGUAUGCAAUAAAAAAAGGUGGAAUUCAUAUUAUUUAUGAAAAAAAUGCAUUUAAAAUACAAGAUGAACCACAACCACCUCCAAAAGUCAUGAUAAAUAAGUGUCAUCAGGUGAACCGGUGUUACAAACUAUUACAAUCAACUAAAUAGUCUGUACAUAAAAUUUUACCUUAUCUUAGAUUAGUCAACACACCCACACAAUAUUGUUUCAGCUCUUGAUUUUCAUUCUUAUUUAAAUUACAGCUAAAUAACUUUUUUUUAAAUAAGGUUUUUUUGUGAACUUAAUGAAAAGCCUCAAAGAUUAAACAUUAAAGUGUUAUCAGCCGAAACUUAGACAAUGUGGUUGCUUUAACAAGAAGGAAGUUGACAAUGAGAAGUGAUUUUUUUUCAAGUCUAGACAUAGGUUCUGUUUAGACAUAGGCUUUGUUUAUAUGUAAUCAUAUUGCAAGAUAUACAGUUAUGGACAAAUCAAAAUUUAUUAAAAACCUUGUGUAAAUUGAAGACGAGGUCAUCUGCCAUUUUGUUAGAACAAAGCUGAGGCCCUUCACAUCACUCCUUGAAUAUCUGUUUGAUAGUGCCAUGGCGGUGCGAUCAAAGUCUGCUAAUUAAAAAGUUAAUAAAAUCCACGAUAAUUCAAAUAAGGAGCAAACAACUAAGUUAUUGAAAGUUUUUAUUUCCAUUCUUGACAAAAAGCCACAGUUUAACAGAUCGUGUAACGAUUCAUUUUACUUCCACCUUAUUGUGAUGUUGAUUUCAGCCGUUUUACUGUAGAUCUGCUUUUUAUUGUAACGUGACAAUCCAAGCUUGAAGUGAAAUUUGUACAAACAAAUAUAUUUGAAUAAGUUUAGUUCCGUAUGCUGACUGAUUCUUGUGUGUUGUUUUCUUUAUGUGUGGGCGUACCAUGCCAGUGGAGUGAAGUCUUCUUCAGAAUUUUCCCACUAACUUGAGAUGUGCUUAAACUGAACUGUUCAGGCUGAUCUUUGCUCAUGUGCUGUUCUUAUGAUUUCUAGGUCAAUGUUGGCUGUGUCCCUAAGAAGGUACUGCCCUUUUAUUCUUCCUUAUUCUAACAGUUUGAAAAUGUGAUCACAAUCACCAAAUUUGACUCCACUCUCAAUAAAUCCAUUGUCCUCCUUGUUCCUCUCCUUGCAGGUGAUGUGGAACGCUGCAGUUCAUGCUGAGUAUCUCCAUGAUCACAGUGAUUACGGCUUUGACGUUGAAAAUUUCCGUUUCAGUUGGGAGUAAGUAUCACCUACCAAAGUGUCUGCUGGUGUCUUUUUUUUUCUUCACUUUUUUGUGUAACAGUGCGCCAUGUUGAAACACGUUUUGUUUGUUCCUGGAACCUAACCGUAUCCAUUUCAUGGCGCUGCUUCUCAGUCUGCUGUGUCUUUUGUUGCUUCACCUAAGCUCACUUCUCUAUGGACAGAAACAUAAAUCCAGCGCUUAGGUUCGUGUGUUUGUUCAGUGUAAGUCAUCCAAGGUGACUGUGAGAGAUAAGCCUGUGGAGGGAGUGGGCGCCUACUACACCAGAAGAUCUAUUAAUCACUAAUCACAAGAGUUUAACAGAGCUGAGGGUCAUAUUAAGGUGUGGCUGUAUGAAUUAAAGCGAAACAUAUCCUACUGUAUGCGGGCUUCUUCUGUGUAAACAAUACAGGUAAUAGAGAUUCAGCCUUUCUGUUUAUUCAGGCUAGUAUUAAAAAAGCUCAAAGAAAUAAAGAAGUAACAUUAAAUGUAUGUUGUACUUUGAAGCACCACAUCUGGAUAAUCAACCAUCAUAUUUUGUCUGUUAACACGAAAGAUGGGUAAUGAUCUAGAGUUUUGCAUGCGGCGUGAGAAGAUCUCACAGUGUUUAUGUGAACUUGGAAUAAGACUAGCAGCACAAGCAUGCUGAAACUCAGUGUUUAUGUUGCAGCAGAGUUGUUUAGAAAUGCAGGAAAUGGCUUUUUGUUUUCAUCAUUCUUGUCAGUGAGCUGGAACAUAGUCCAACAGACUUUCGUGCCAACGUCUGCCAGUAACAAUCCCUGAAGGAAAAACUGGAAAUUCUGGUUAGGGCUGCAAAUGUUUUUUUGUGGGUUUGGUUUAGGAACGGUGAUCAUGGUGCUAAAUUUCAUGCCAAACUUUCAUAAGACAUCACACUAAAUUACUCCAGUGCAGAUAUACAAUAUGUUUUAAUACCAUUGUUAGUAUCUGCAAUGUUGGGUUGCAUGUUUUAGUAGCUAUAUCUUCAUGUGUCGUGUUUUUUUCUGUCUCUUAACCCUCCUUUUUUCAGCUGCACUUGUCAUGUGAACCCAUUUGAGUGUCUCUUCUUGCUUAUGUAAAUGUGUAAAAAAAUAACAACCUCUUAUUUUACAUGUAAAAUCUGUUGUUGUUGUUGUUUUUUUUUCCAGAACCCUCAAAUCCAAAAGAGAUGCUUAUGUUAGUCACCUAAAUCGCAUUUAUCGCAAUAAUCUCGACAAAGUAAGUUCAUGUUCAGAAUGUCUUGGUUAUUUCAUGUGCCUGUGCUCGUCAAGAUUAUUUUGAUGGUUCUGUUUGUGGUACUUUCGAUGCAAAAUUAAAACACCUUUUCUCUUUCAGGCUAAAAUCCAAACUAUUCACGGCCACGCCAGAUUUACAAGUGAUCCGGAGCCGACUGUGGAGGUUAAUGGAAGAAAGUACACAGCUCCUCACAUCCUUAUCGCCACUGGGGGGCAGCCUUCUGUUUUGAGUGAAUCUGAAGUUCCAGGUCAGACACACUCCACUCUCAUGCAUGUUUUCCUGAGCUGUUUGACUAUUUCAAGAUACUGAGAAGAAAAAAAUGUGUGUUGAUUUAUCAUUUCAGGUGCAAAUCUGGGGAUUACCAGUGAUGGCUUUUUUGAACUUGAAACUCUGCCAAAGUAAGCAGUUCAUUCAUUCUUUUUUAAGCAAAGUUUGUUGAAAGGGAUUUUAUUUUUUUAGGUGUUUUCUUUUAAUUAAAAUCUUGUGUUUCUAACAGGCGCAGUGUGAUUGUGGGUGCAGGUUAUAUUGCAGUUGAGUUGGCAGGCAUCCUCUGCACCCUCGGGUCUAAAACCUCCCUCAUUAUUCGACAAUCAGGAGUAAGAGACACACAGAACCACACAGCAUCUGCUGAAUGGAGAUUUUAAAGAGCUGAGUUUGAGACCUCCAUGUACUCUCGUAUCCUCUCUGCAGGUUUUGAGGAACUUCGACAGCCUCAUUAGCACAAACUGUACCAAAGAACUGCAGAACGCGGGUGUAGAUCUGUGGAAGAACUCUCAGGUGAGGUCUGUGAGGAAAACGGACAGAGGACUGGAGGUGACGCUCGCUACGAAAGACCCAGAGAAGAAGAAUGAAGAGGACAAGAUCAGAACCAUCGAGGAGGUAGACUGUCUUCUGUGGGCCAUCGGCAGGCAUCCUAACACCUCUGGACUGAACAUCGGAGAGAUGGUAACAGUGUGCUGUGCUCUUUAUGGCAUGUAGUGAAAAAGCAGACAUUGACAUGUGCAGAGACACUAAGUCAUAACAUUGAACAAGGAGAAGACAACAAUGUUUUCUUUGCUUGUAGGGUGUGGAUACAGACGAAAAAGGCCACAUCAUAGUGGAUGAGUUUCAGAACACCAGCAGACCAGGAAUCUACGCUGUAGGAGACGUUUGUGGCAGAGCUCUCCUCACACCUGGUGAGAGUUUAUUGAUUUUGUAUCCAAUUAAUGUAUUUUUACAAUCGCAAGUUUAUGGACUGUGUUUAUAUAGUGCUUUUUUUACUUUUCUGACCACUCAAAGUGCUUGUACAUCACAUGUCUGUCAACUAUUCAUAACACAUUAUGACACAGGCUGCUAUGUUGGGCGCUAUCAGUUUUUAACUAACCCCACUCACACACCACUGGGCGUAGUCAGCAGUAGGGUCAAGUGUCUUAAGCCCAGGGACACGCAGACAGCAGGACCUUGGAAUCAAACCCUCGACCUUCUGGUUGAGCAACAACCAACUCUACCACUGAGCCACAGACGUGUCUUAUUGUAGUUCAUGAAGCAUAUUAGGGGUUAUGGAAAUUGCUGUGAGAUAUACUUUGUUUUUCUGACAAUAUUAGACACUGGCAUAAUUUUUCAUGCAGACGAGUUUGACUACAUUAUGUUCUACAUUGAUGUGUACUAACACGAGUGAGUACCAUGAAUGUCUUUUUCACCUGCUUUAGGUGAGCAUCUCAUAAAAAGAGAUGUUCUGAAGCAUUGUAAAGUAGAACACCUCAGAGAGUUCUUAAGUGUGUUUUGACAACUAUAAUCCAGAAUCAAUAAAAAAAAUCUUACUCUACAAAUCAAAUCUAAGUUGCAUAAACUUGAAAAAUAAACUGGUUGCUUCAUACAAACCAUUACGUGACCUGUGACAUACAGUGACAUAUUAAUAGAGCAGCAGAAGUAUUAAAAUCGUUACUGUUUGUGACCUGUUAUGUGAUACAGUUGCUAAAUUUUAGUGUACAAACCGUCCAAUGUCUUAUUUGCAACAGCUGAAUAAGACAUUUAUUACUUAGUAGGUAAGGGAUGGAAGUUUUGACCUCAUUGGAGUUGUUCCUGAAAUUUGCUCAUCAUACUCUCUUAUCAGAUCCCACAACAGCACUGAUGCUUUAUUCUUGUUUCUCUGGUUUACAGUAAAGAUUGCGUAGUUGUUUAGUGUGAUGUUGUGUUUGUUUGUGCAGUUGCCAUAGCUGCAGGCAGGAAGCUUGCACACAGACUGUUUGAGGGCAAGAAGGACUCCAAGCUGGACUACUCCUGUAUCCCCACAGUGGUGUUCAGCCACCCACCCAUUGGGACAGUGGGCCUCACAGAAGGUGUGGAGUAGUUUUAAAAUCAAAGUUAAACCGUCACAUUGUUGAAAUUACCUGCAUGUACCUUGUAUGUUCUCAUAAGUGUUUCUAAUAAAUUCCAGUUUUGUUCAGUUUGAUAUCAUGGUUCAAUCUGUUUUUUUUUGUCAACAGAGGAGGCCAUUAAAUCCAGAGGGAAGGAGAAUGUUAAGAUCUACAGAACUUCUUUUACUCCCAUGUAUCACGCCAUCACGAGCAGGAAGAGUCAAUGUGUCAUGAAGCUGGUGUGUGAGGGCAAAGAGGAGAAGGUAGGAGUCAUCGGUUCUUGACACUUUUUACUGCUGCUGAAAAAAUGUCAUCAAAACUUUUUUUUAUGUGAAAAAAUACACAUCUUUGUUCUUGUAAACAUUAUAGCUUAGAUUAGCUCUAAAGACAUCAACUGUGAUAGAUACAGCGUGUAGAAAUAGAAAAGACUACACAAGGUACCUUUAGUCUCAUAUAAUCUUCAAAAAAUCUGAUAACCAGUGAAUGAAAAAAAUAAGAAUUUAUCAAAAUGGACUGAUACACUAUAAAAAUACAGCAUCUGAUUGUAGUACCUGUUUAGCUUCAUCAGUAUUAUGCUGAAAUUGAACUAAUUCAUGUAAUAGAAUUUUCAAUUAUAACUUUGUUGUGAAUGUAUAACUAAAAGUAUAGAGGGUCACCAAUGAGCCCAUUCUUUAAUUUUGAGGGGGCAUACGGUUUAAUACUUCUACAGCUUCACUAGGACAGGACUGAUCAAAGAUGCAAACACAGCUUCUUUAGUGGUUCUUCAUUUCCCUGAAGUGCUGUAAUCAGCUGUCCUGCAGAAGGAUGUGCUUAACUUAUUUGAAAAGAAAAAUGUGCCUACAUGAUUUAAAUUGCCCAAAAAAGAAGGAUGACAUGUCUUGAUAGAGUUAUAUCUGUGUUUUCAAGGUCCUUUCUUCUCAACUCAAUUUGCUUUGUAUAUGACACAUUAAGGAGUUUUUUUAUUCUCAGCAAUGUUUUGUCCUCAGGUCAUUAUGUCAACAAAGGAUUCUUCUGUUCAUCGUGUCUACACAAGCCUGCUAACACCCACUGAUGUUGUUACAAUGAGAUCUAGUCUCUCUUAUUUGCAGGGUCUUUUUUCAAAAUGUCAUCCUUUCUGCUGUUUUUGCUGUAUAUCUUCCUUAAUUCUCUUCCAGUUUCACCAGCUAUUCUUCCCUAAUCUCUAUCAGUGUGACUGCAACCCUGCCCAGAACAAAAUGCUGUCAUAAUACAUAAGUCUUUUGAGUGUCGGUGUGUUCAUACCUUUGUUAAAAAAGCUUAAUUUUACUUUCUCUCUCUCUCUCUGUUGAGAGCACAAUGAAUAAGUCAGAGAACAUAGAACAAAGUGAAAUAUCAAUGUUACCGUUGGGCAAUCAUUAAUCUCCUGUCUGUUUUCUUCAGGUGGUUGGUCUGCACAUGCAGGGUCUGGGCUGUGAUGAGAUGCUACAGGGCUUCUCUGUGGCCAUUAAAAUGGGUGCUACCAAAGCAGACUUUGACAAGACUGUUGCCAUUCACCCCACCUCGUCUGAGGAGUUUGUCACAAUGCGCUAAUACAAACACACACACCCCAUACUACACUGAACGCCCAAACCAGUAAACCAGGGCGGGUCACUCCUCAGAACUUCUCUCAAAUCAGCUUGACGACUUGCUUUCUAAAACUACCUGCUUCUUUAGUGACCUUAUUUGUGCGCAGUGUUUUUAUUUUAAUUUUUUAAUGGACCAAGACUGAAUUAUGGCCUCCCUGAACUGUACUGUAGGUCUUGAUUAUUGAUUGAAUAUUCCAGAUUCCAUUUUGAUGAUUGUGAAAUGGAAGUGAUUGAUCUGCAGGUAUUUUUGUCAAGUGAUUGCACAGGAAGUCAAAAGACCUCCCUCCUAGUGUAUGUGUUUGAUUCGUCAGUUAUAUGUUAGAUUAAUAUCACAAUCACUGCUUCUCUUUAAGGCUUCUAUUAAGAAACAAUGCAAGGUCCUAACACAUAUACUGUACUGUCCGAAGAUUCAAUAAACCUACAGGUUUUUUUCUUAAUUUAUCGUGUUAAGUAUUGUCUCUUUAUUACAUGGUUUUGUUGUAAGUCAAUGCUCUUCUCCUAGUGACCUUUCCUAUUCUCUGCAGUGGACUUUUUGUGCAAGAAAUAAAGUGCCUUUCAUAUUCAAACAGUG